Messenger RNA from Rhipicephalus microplus (southern cattle tick), 2646 nucleotides. RefSeq lists its product as uncharacterized. Gene Ontology annotation, biological process: protein processing. The record is from RefSeq and is a predicted model, not a curated record. Gene Ontology annotation, molecular function: metalloendopeptidase activity. Lineage: Eukaryota; Metazoa; Arthropoda; Arachnida; Ixodida; Ixodidae. Gene Ontology annotation, cellular component: plasma membrane.
AUGGCAUCGACGGCGCCGACGCGCAAACGGCGCGACGGCGAAUUGUCGUCAACCUCGUCCAGUAGCAGCAGCACUUCGGACAGCACUUCGACGACCGUGUUCGACGUGACCAAGGCCGUUUUCACGACGACCACCACAACGUCGGAAGAGGACGACAGCAGUCGCCAGUCUGUGCCAGUUGUGUUCACCGACCAGGGAAUUUGUAUUGCCGGCUACAACGCUCCCAUGGCUGUGACUGAAACAGAAGACGAAGUUAGCACCACCACGACCACCACAGAACUGCAGCAACAGCAGCAGGAACAAGACACUUCUGUAGCUGGCAUCUUCCAGUUGCUUCCUGUCGGGUCAUACUUGCCCACGUUUGUCACCAUAGACCAAGUUGACGACGAAGACGAAGAGUGCGUUGAGGAGGAGAAGCCAGUGGAAGAAUACGAUGAAGAUGGUCCAGCAGGUGCGGAAGAAGCAGAACUGCCAGCUGUUCGCGUCGUCGAGGCUGCAGUUCACAAGCAAGAGACGUUCGUCCAUUUGGGGCCAUUGCAGGGAGAGACGGCAGGCACUGCAGCCUGGUCACAACCAGCACCGCCGCUAACCUUGCCCCCGACUUUAAUGAUGCCACCACCGAUGUCGCCGCCCAUGCCACAACCAAUGUAUGCUGGCAUGCAGGCAGGCCAGGGCUACAUGCCACAGCAGUAUGGCAUAGUUCCACCGUAUGGGUGGCAAGCGCAGAUGAUGCAGAGUCAAGAUCAAGGCUCAAAUUUAUGGUGGCAAACGGGACAGUCUCAGUGGAUGCAGGGUUCAUACAUGCCAGAAGGCUCCCAAAUGAUGCAGCAGCAGCAAUGGAAUCAACAGCAUCCCCAACAGGAGCUUAUGACAGAAGAGUUUCAGCAAGAUAUUGUGGUGUCGCGCAGAAAAGGUCAAGCACCAUCACAGUCCAAAGCAGAACUAUGUAUGAUUUGGAGCAGCAAGAGAGAAAGGUGGGGGCAGCCACAAGUGGAACUAUGCAGUGAUUUUGCGCAGCAACACGAUUAUGGAACAGUGGGCUGGCCUGAAGGAGACGUUUACAUGCCUCAGCAAAAGCCAAUGCAGGAUGCUGAACAGCAGCAUGGUUAUAAACCGAAAAACUGGGGCAUGAAAAUGACCUAUGGGGCUGGAAGCAUGCCAAUGCAAGACUUUGGAAUGCAGCACGACAUUUCUGUUGCAAUGUCUCCACCGCCUGCAGCAGCAAACAGCUUGUAUGAAAUGGUAGACAUGGCUGUCGGUGACAGUAAGCCACGCGACUUUGCGGAUCGCAGAUUUCCUUGGAGACCGAUGUCCCGCAUCCAGUCGGGGCCAUCACUGAGCAGCUGCACAUCGUCCGUUUUUAUGUUUGGCAAUUCAGAGGUCCCUCACGUUGUGAGUGCUGGCACACAAGUCGGUGAAAUCAGCCGUCACCGUGCGUCACCAACGUUUGCCUUCUCGGCUCCAAGAUUAGAGACAGCCUUACACCCGUGUGUUGCAGUCUGCUCACGGAACACUGUGAGCCAUCCCUGCACUUUGAACAUAAGCAGCUAUCCAGGACGUCUGUCCCAAGCAGCUCGGACAAGGGACGCAAUCUUUCAGACAGAGGAGCCGGUUGCUGUGAGGGCUCCUCACCGCAACCAAGACUUUGUAGACCAGGACCUCGUAAGUGUGAGGUCUCGGUCACUCUCUAGGGAACCUGCCUCGAGAACACCACUCAGAGAGGUGGCCAUUCAGACAUUUGCGGGCCCACAGGUGCUGCGUACGGUGUCACCUUCCUCGUCACCUUCGUACGGUCUUGGUCUGUUCGGAAUGUCCCCAAUGAGCUCCUCGCGAUGCACUUCACCUGGUCAAGACACGGCGCACCAGACCGACAGGUUUGCCGACGUUCGUAGAAGUCCGCUUGGAGGGCCUUUUUCUCACGACGAGUUCACCGGGCAAGUUGUCGAGCCAACCAGAAGUCUUGGACACGACAUAAUGAUCCAGGCAAGCCCUUUGGCACCGGUUGCCAGUAGUGCCUGGGGUCCCUCGAUAUCUCGGCACACCAGUGCGGCGCCUGUGACUGAAGUUUACCCGUGCGGCCACUUGCCGGAAGUUUUGCAGACGAGGGACAUCCCUCCGAGCCCUCCCCCACUAUCGCCACCUCCUCGUUCACCAGCUCUGUGUCCUUGUUUGGCAAGCCAUGGUUGGGCCCCUGUUGUAGUGGAGCAAAAGGUUGGCAUCGGUGGAAAAUUAGCACAGCUUCUGAUGCUGAGGAAGCAGCAGGGUUUGAUUCCUGAGCACCCCAACAUGGAAGACAAGGGCACCUCCGAGGGGCCCUACGUGGGACCUGAUGGUGAGCAGGACUACGGACACCGAGGUUUCUCGCAUGCGGAACAUUAUUCAGGGGAAGGCGACCACACGGAAACCUGUGCGGUUCUCGGGUCUGCCAGUUUUGUGGCAGAUGGUUCAACUGUCCCAGGCGCAGGCAGGAGGUCUUCUAUUGAAACAACUAGCAAUGUGACGAGAUCUACUAAAGUGGUUGCCAUGCUACCCGAGGUUUCCGUGGCCUGUUUCCUUCUGGCCUUACUUUUGGCGCUGGUCGCAUCGGCUGCUCUUCUUUCUUGGACAACACGCCGACAUGCGCGCUGUUCUUCCACACGAUCGUAA